Nerophis lumbriciformis (worm pipefish) is the source of this 5634-nucleotide messenger RNA. RefSeq lists its product as uncharacterized. Gene Ontology annotation, biological process: metaphase chromosome alignment; regulation of G2/M transition of mitotic cell cycle; mitotic cell cycle. Gene Ontology annotation, molecular function: dynein complex binding; microtubule binding. Lineage: Eukaryota; Metazoa; Chordata; Actinopteri; Syngnathiformes; Syngnathidae. The record is from RefSeq and is a predicted model, not a curated record. Gene Ontology annotation, cellular component: nucleus; spindle pole; chromosome, centromeric region.
UGUGUAAGUAGAGGAAGACAACACGACACAUUAAUCCUUGACUUUCGCAAAUUAACUUCAAAAUUGGCUUUUGUCUUGACCAGAAUGGCGGACACACGAAGCUGCCGUCGGGUUGGCGCCCUUUUGUCAACUCUUCUAAAGUGAAUGGCCUAAGCAGAGCGAGAUGAGCUGGGCCGAGGACGACUGGACCGUGGGCCUGUCGGGUCGAUCCCUGCAGAAGGUGAAGGAGCUGCAGAUCAAUCAGGAGCGUCUGUCCAGAGAGAACAAGCAGAAGCAACUGCAGCUGGACAACAUCCAGAUUAGCCACGAAAAGCAAACUGUGAAGUACGAGGAGGUGCGUGGGGAGCUCCAGGCGGUGCAGAGAGAGCUUCAAGUUGUCUGUGAGGAGGCCAAGUUGGCCGUGACCACGAGUCAGCGCCUGACCCAGGAGCUUCAGACCAAGCAGGCCCAAGUGUGCUCUUUGGAAGGCCAGUUAGAUGCUGCCCGCACCCUCAGCAACAAACUCACACAUGAAGUUAAAAGACUGGAAGCAGAACUUGAAAGGUUCCAGACCAGCAGUCGGUCAGCGGACAACACUCCCUUCUCGACACCCUGCUGGAGCACCAGCUCCCCCUGGGAGCAGCAUGGGAGCCGAAAGGAUGACCGGACGGGCCAGAGAGAGGAAGCUCAUAGCCAGUCCCUACACAUCCGACAGCGGCUCCAGUUCUCAGACGCUCCCCCUGCCUCAUCGCCGCGACAACCCAAGACCCAUCCGCGCAGCCACCCGUCCAACCAAUUGGACUUGUUCGCCCCUCCCUUGGCUGUGUUUCCGUGGGAGCGUGACGACCCGAGGCCGGCGGCCAGGAGACCAUCUCCAUCUUCUCCCCAGACGCCUGACAUCUUGGGUCAUGGCCCAUCGCAGCACCAGGCUUUGGAGAGAGAGCAAGAGCUCAGGACACAAACAGAAAUGACUUUGUCACAAAUGCAGCGUCAGGUGUCUUCUCUGGAGGAAGAGCUGAGUGUCAAGGCCGUGUCGUUAAAGUCACUUCAGGACGAGAUGGGGCAAAGCAAGAAGAAGAUGGCCGCCACGGAGCUCAGCCUGCAGAGGGCGCACAACGAGCUUGGUGCUGCGCACACACGAAUAAGUCAGGAGAGCGAACGGGCCUCAGGAGCUGAGCAGAGGCUGAAACAGCUUCAAGAGGAGCUUAAGUGCCAGAGGCAGAAUGCUGAGAGUAGUCGCCUGCAGCACCAACAGCGCACCAAGGAGCUGGAGAAGCAACAUCAGAGGGACGUGCUGGAGCUCCAGAAGGAGAAGCAGAGUAUGGAAAAGCAGCAUCAACAGGAGGUUCAUAAAUGCAACCAGGAGCUCCAGCAGGCCAGGACGCUUCACAAUGCCUUGCAGGCCCAGCAUGACAAGCUGUCUGUACAGCAGCAGACACUGGAUAAAGAGUUGGGGUCUUUAAAAGAGAAAGUCAAGUUCACAGAGAGACAGCUGCAGGAGAGUCAGAAAAAAGAAGCACAAAUCCAAGACAAACUGAAGGAAGCGAUGCAUAAUGCGGAGGGCGUGGCGGCGAGUCUCCAGCAGAGCAAGAAGAAAGUGCGAACCUUGGAGGAAGAGGCGAGCCGACUGGCAGAGGAGCGAGCUGGUGCCCUUCGCCUUCUCAAAGAACUGCAAGAGCAAAAAGUGACACCUCCACCAGGCUAUACACUGACUGUCCAGGCGGCUCCUGUUGGACAGAGCAUCUCGUCUCAAGCCUUUUGUCUUCCUACUCGAUCGUCGGCACACACCAAGAGGCCGGUCGCUCCCCGAGUAGAGCAGAGAAAAGGGGAACAAGAAGAGGUGGUCCAGGUUGUUGCAUCUUACCCCCAUGACAGAGAGCCAGGGGAAGGCAUAGACUCUGAACAUAUCAUACCGGACUCCGAGUGUUCCCACAUCGAAAAAGACUAUGAGGAGAAGGAUUUGUUUACGCUCAACAGGGAGGAAAGUGACAGAUUUAUUCUCGAUUCUCUCACAUCCAAACAGUCGAUACCCACCGACGACACCCAGAGGGAGAAUGCCGUGUUGCGUUCAGAACUGCAUGACAUGCGUGCGGAGCUCCAAAAACGACUGGAGGACCUGGAAGCCCAGCGACGGGCUGAAGUGGAGGCCAGGACCCGCCUGAAACAGCUGAGCCGGAAACAGGCCAGCCAAGGUGCAGAGAGAGAGGAGCAGGACAAGCAAUGGAAGGCUCAGGUGGAGAAAGAGAAGGCCGAGAAUGACCGGUUGAGAACGGUCCUCGCCACCUUGGAGGCAGACAUGGAGAGAGAGAAGGAGGACGAGGAAAAAGAGGAGCAGGAUGGGACAAAGCGCGCUCAAGAGGACCGGGAGACGGAAAUGAUGCAGCUUAACUUCCAGCUGAAGGAGCAGCUAAGUCACCUGAAAGUCCAGCUGGCUUUAGAGCGAGAAGGUAGAGAGCAAGAAAAAGAGGAGCGGACUCAAAUCACUACCAAAGACCGAGAAGGAAAGCGAGAGCUGAGCAAGAAACUGGAGGAACUUACAGCUGAGCUCGCUGAGCUGAAGCGCGUCAGAAAAGAAGAGUUUGUGCAUGAGGAGAAAUUCUCAGCCAGCAGCCCUGUGACGUAUCUGACGCUCCACAAUGACCAACUCAACUUCAUUGUCCCGGAUAACAAACCCUCGUCGCCAGAGCAACACGUCCUCCUCUGCCAGUCCACAAACCAGCACAACACACUGGUCUCCCAGGCAACGGCAGAUCUCAUCCAAGAGGAGCGAGCUGCAAUGAGACCACAGCACUUAGUGCUGUCAGACGAGGUCACUGAAAUGAGAGACGGCACUUUGACUCACUCUGAACUCCAGAAGGGAGAGUCCGUCAUCUCUGACCUCAACCGGGAGAUUGAGCGACUGAGGAAAGAAAAUGCGCAGGAGACAGAGCGUGCUAACCAGUUCCAAAUUAAACUGACAGCCCUUCAAAACCAGUUGACCAGUCAAACCCAGCAGCUGACUCUGGGCUUUGAGAAGCAGAGCCAGUACAUAUCCGGACUUCUGGCUGAACUGCAGGAGAAGGACCGCGCCCUACUCGGCCAAAAAGAGGAACUGCAGCGCUGCAAGCCAGCGCUGGGUGCACUAAAGGAUGAAAGAACGGGGGAUGAUACGAGGAGGAGAAAGAAAGAAAAAGUCUGUGAAGACCGAACAGAAGUUGCACUCGACUCUGUGGAUUCUUUAGUGCGGCAGACAAAUGCUCCAACAGGCAAUGUCAUCACUUCCAGCCUUCUCACAAACUCUGAUCACCAUAAACACGUGGCAGUGACACAAGUGCAUGACUUUGUAUGCUCAGAGAGGACUGAAUAUAGCCAGGGUUCUAGUAUUAAAGCUGUGUGUGGUCAAGAAGAAGGACAAGCACAAGUAAUUGCACCACAUCUCUCCCUCCAACGUGAGAAUGAACUUCUCAAGCAACGUACUGAGACGCGAAUCCUCUCAGACACAACCAACUUGGAACCAAGUGACACUCCGUCUCGCUCAAUAACGCCCAGUGCAUCACAGGACAUCACAUCGGAGACGAGAAGAACGGAAAAUGAGGUCAAAGAUUUCGAGAGGGAAGAACAACAAGAUGGCGCCUCACAGAGCCUCAUCAGCCACCUGCAGCAACAGGUGGUGGCGCAGCAGAGGAGGCUUCAGGAACUCUCCGAGGUGGCCCAGCAGCAGGCUGAAGAGCUGGCCAUCUGGAGAUUAGCUUGUCAGCCCAACUCCAGUUCGGAUCAGGACCAGCUCCUUCCCAACUCAGGGGACCAGUCUGAAAUGCGCCCUAGUCACAUGACCCAUACGGACAACAGCCUGGCGCUGGUCAUCAGAGAGGAUGAGGUUUUGCUCUCCUGUAGCUCCAACAGGCUGCAAGGCCGCAUGCUCUCCACCAGCAUGCAGCAGAAGGCGCCUUCAGAGUUGAGCACCAAUCAGCCACCUGCUGACAUCAACAAGGGUUCAGAGGAGGAAAGCCAACUGUCCAGAACACAUUCAUUCUUACACAAUCAGCUCCAAACACCACCUGUACAAAGGAGUCAGCAACAUGUCACCAAAGACGCAGCACAAAGGUCCGAUGACGAGUCGAGCAGCUUGAGAGCGCCCAAAGAUUUGAACAUGCCCAAAGACUCCUGGACACAAACUGAGGAGAGUCCCAGGGCAGCAGCACUUGAGAGCCAGUGUGUGUACACGCAGACCCAGGAGGAGGACCAUGAAGAGCUAGUCAAAGCUUCUCCCACCGUGUCUAAAGUUGAGACAUCUGAGGGGAGAGAGCUAAGAGACCAAAUGCUCUUUUCUACUUCCUUCCCCAUCCCGGCGGACCCCGUGCGUUUGGCCGAGAGAAUACGACGAAACAGGACGCAGCUGUCUGCCGCUUUUGACGACACCGAAUAUGAACCGUACGGCCUCCCGGAAGUUGUCAUGAAAGGCUUUGCAGACAUCCCCACUGGGCCCUCGUGUCCCUACAUUGUGAGGCGGGGCUUGUUGGGGACCGCUGUUGUCCCCGUCACGCAGAAGAUGAACCCCGAGGAGGAGACGGAUUGAUUGGUGAGCACACAGACGCCUUCCAUGGUCCUGUUGGCUUGUUGUGGCGGCAAGCGUUGAUCUCAGCGACAUGAUGGAUGACAUAGGCUUUAAAAAGGGACACAAAAAGUGCACCUGGGAUGAUGACAACAUCCCCACAUUACACACACACACACAUCUUCACCGACAUGACUUAUAUUUAGCAACUUGCAGGAGUCAUUUAGUGAGCUUUGUUGUUCUUUCCACACCACACCUCCCUUUUCCAAAAAACACUACUUCUCCAUCGCUAACUUUCUACGCACUUCUGGCCAAGUGAGCGAGGGAAUCAGUGCCUAGUUUUUUUUUGGUUUUUAGAUGAAGAUAACUCCAUGAAGGCCAAAGGGAGCUUGUUGUAAAAUGUGACAUUUCUUUAGUUUAUUUCCUGUUUAUCUUAUUUAUAGACGCAUGACUGCGUGCGAGUGAAGGGCAGGUGUUUACAGAACCUAAACACUGUACAUGAAAGUAUAGAGUGUGUGUGUCUUGGAGGUUAGCUAUGUUUUCAUCUCCAUGUUCCUGUGUGUGUGGGUGUGUGUGUGUGUGUGUGUGCAUGUGGGAGUAGCGGAGGGCCGCUGUCUGACUAACGUGCACUGCUUUCCGCUCCAUGUAUGGUUAAACACCCGCGCUCUCCCAACGCUUUUCUGUCGUGCAGUGAUGGCGUACUUGUCGGCCCGACCUGUUCUUCCUGCAAUGUUUUAUUAGCCGGCUGUGCACACACACACACCCAAGCUCCUUAAUACAAUCAGAUAUGACGUGCGUGUGUUUUGUGUUUCUCGCGCAAACUUGACUCCUCGGUUUAAAAUCUUCUGUGCUGUGAUUUAUUUAAGAUGUAGAUGAAGGGAUUUUUUGUUGUUUUGUUUUUUACAUUUUGAGUGGUUUUUUUUAGCGUUUUAUCAUCAUCCCUACUCAUUGACCAUAUUGAGACACACACACACUUUUUCCAUUUUGCUGCCUGAUUUAUGUGGGAUGUUUAGUCUUUUGGCAGUGAGGCAGGAUUGCGAGCAGGUCUUUGUGUAUCUUGUUACCUUACGUGAAUGUAAAAGUCUGUGGCUCCAAAUUAAACGUUUCCUUCUUAAGUUAUCCUC